This is a messenger RNA of Pelobates cultripes (western spadefoot toad), 289 nucleotides long. NCBI's taxonomy places the organism in Eukaryota, Metazoa, Chordata, Amphibia, Anura, Pelobatidae. The record is from the annotation of a GenBank genome assembly.
ACCUCACAAGGAACACCCUAACCUGAAGCCAGUCAUUGAGACCCUUACUCCUGACACUACAGGCCAGCAAUAUCCUGUACCACUGGGAACAAUAAGGAACCCUACUGUUUACAUCACAGGACACCGCACAUCAUGCAGAAACCUUUCAAGAACUUCAAGACCAUAUGUGUAUGCUGUGCCUGAUCUCGUCAUCCAAAGCUGUGGGGAUGGGCCUGUCCCACUUAUAGAGCAAAGAUUUCGGAGUUCACACACCAAUCAGUGCAAUCACCUUCGUCCUCUGGAACAGUGA